Acanthosepion pharaonis is the source of this 7512-nucleotide messenger RNA. NCBI's taxonomy places the organism in Eukaryota, Metazoa, Mollusca, Cephalopoda, Sepiida, Sepiidae. The record is from the annotation of a GenBank genome assembly.
AUGAUUAAAAAAUCUCAUUUUUCGUUUUUUGUUUCUUCUCUUUUUUGUAUAUUUUCUUUCUUUCUUACGUCAAGUUAUCUUUUUCUACUCUGUAUAUUUCUUUCUUUCUUUCUUUUCCUUUAUCUUUUCUACUCUAUAUGUUUCUUUCGUUCUUUCUUUCCUUUAUCUUUUUUUCUACUCUGUAUGUUUCUUUCGUUCUUUUCUUUUUCUUUAUCUUUUUCUUUCACUCUGUAUGUUUUUCUUUCUGUAUUCUUUCUUUUUCUUUAUCUUUUUCUACUCUGUAUAUUUCUUUUUUUCUUUCUUUCUUUCCUUAUCUUUUUCUACUCUAUAUGUUUCUUUCUUUCCUUAUCUUUUUCUACUCUGUAUGUUUCUUUCGUUCUUUCUUUCCUUAUCUUUUUCUACUCUGUAUGUUUCUUUCGUUCUUUCUUUCCUUAUCUUUUUCUACUCUAUAUGUUUCUUUCUUUCUUUCUUUCCUUAUCUUUUUCUACUCUAUAUGUUUCUUUCGUUCUUUCUUUCUUUAUCUUUUUUCUACUCUGUAUGUUUCUUUCUUUCUUUUUUCUUUUUCUUUAUCUUUUUCUUUCCUUAUCUUUUUCUACUCUAUAUGUUUCUUUCGUUCUUUCUUUCCUUAUCUUUUUCUACUCUGUAUGUUUCUUUCGUUCUUUCUUUCCUUAUCUUUUUCUACUCUGUAUGUUUCUUUCGUUCUUUCUUUCCUUAUCUUUUUCUACUCUGUAUGUUUCUUUCGUUCUUUCUUUCUUUCCUUUCCUUUUCUUUUCUCUGUAUGUUUCUUUCGUUCUUUUCUUUCCUUAUCUUUUUCUACUCUGUAUGUUUCUUUCGUUCUUUUCUUUUUCCUUAUCUUUUUUCUAUCUUUUUCUUUCUUUCUUUCCUUAUUUUUUCUUCUGUUCUUUCUUUCUUUUUCCUUUUUUUCUACUCUAUAUGUUUCUUUCUUUCUUUCUUUCCUUAUCUUUUUCUACUCUGUAUGUUUCUUUCUUUCUUUCUUUCCUUAUCUUUUUUUCUACUCUAUAUGUUUCUUUCGUUCUUUCUUUUCCUUAUCUUUUCUACUUAUAUAUUUCUUUCUUUCUUUCUUUCCUUAUCUUUUUUCUUUCUCUUCUAUAUUUUUUUCUUUCUUUUCUUUUUCUUUAUCUUUUUCUACUCUGUAUAUUUUUUCUUUCUUUCCCUUCUUUUUCUACUCUGUAUAUUUUUUCUUUUUCUUUCCUUAUCUUUUUUUCUUUUUUCAUAUUUCUUUCGUUCUUUCUUUCUUUUAUCUUUUUCUACUCUGUAUGUUUCUUUUUCUUUUUCUUUCUUUCCUUAUCUUUUUUCUCUACUCUGUAUGUUUCUUUCGUUCUUUCUUUUCCUUAUCUUUUUUUUCUACUCUGUAUAUUUCUUUCUUUCUUUCUUUCCUUAUCUUUUUUCUACUCCUAUAUUUUUUUCUUUCUUUCUUUCUUUUUUUCUACUUAUAUAUUUCUUUUUUCUUUCUUUCUUUAUCUUUUUCUAUCUGUAUUUCUUUCUUUCUUUCUUUCCUUAUCUUUUUUUCUACUCUGUAUGUUUCUUUCUGUUCUUUCUUUCCUUAUCUUUUUCUACUCUGUAUAUUUCUUUCUUUCUUUCUUUUUCUUUAUCUUUUCUCUCUGUAUGUUUCUUUUCUUUCUUUCUUUAUCUUUUUCUACUCUAUAUUUUUUUUCUUUCUUUCUUUCCUUAUCUUUUCUACUCUGUAUUUUUUUUUUCUUUCUUUCCUUAUCUUUUCUACUCUGUAUAUUUCUUUCUUUCUUUCUUUCCUUAUCUUUUUUCUACUCUGUAUGUUUCUUUUUCUUUCUUUCCUUAUCUUUUUCUACUCUGUAUCUUUUUCUUUUUCUUUCCUUAUCUUUUCUCUGUAUUUUUUUCUUUCUUUCUUUCUUUCUUUCCUUAUCUUUUUUCUUUCUUUACAUAAAUGUUUCUUUCGUUCUUUCUUUCUUUAUCUUUUUCUACUCUAUAUGUUUCUUUCGUUCUUUCUUUCCUUAUCUUUUUCUACUCUGUAUAUUUCUUUCUUUCUUUCUUUCCUUAUCUUUUUUCUCUAUAUUUCUUUUUCGUUUCUUUUCUUUCUUUAUCUUUUUCUACUCUGUAUGUUUCUUUCGUUCUUUCUUUCCUUAUCUUUUUCUACUCUAUGUUUCUUUCUGUUCUUUCUUUCCUUAUCUUUUUUUCUACUCUAUAUGUUUCUUUUCGUUCUUUCUUUCCUUAUCUUUUCUCUCUGUAUAUGUUUUCUUUCGUUCUUUCUUUUUCCUAUCUUUUUCUUCUUUCUGUAUAUUUUCUUCUUUCUUUUCUUUCUUUCUUUCCUCUUUUCUACUCUGUAUAUUUUUUCUUUCGUUCUUUCUUUCCUUAUCUUUUUCUACUCUGUAUGUUUCUUUCGUUCUUUCUUUCUUUAUCUUUUUCUACUCUGUAUGUUUCUUUCGUUCUUUCUUUCCUUAUCUUUUUCUACUCUAUAUGUUUCUUUCGUUCUUUCUUUCCUUAUCUUUUUCUACUCUAUAUGUUUCUUUCGUUCUUUCUUUCCUUAUCUUUUCUACUCUGUAUGUUUCUUUCUUUCUUUCUUUCCUUAUCUUUUUCUACUCUAUAUGUUUCUUUUCUUUCUUUUUUUUUUUUCUAUUAUUCUUUCUCUCUUUCUUUCUUUCCUUAUCUUUUUCUCUGUAUAUUUCUUUCUUUCUUUUCUUUUCCUUAUCUUUUUCUACUCUAUAUAUGUUUCUUUCGUUCUUUCUUUUCUUUUAUCUUUUUCUACUUAUAUAUUUCUUUCUUUCUUUCUUUCCUUAUCUUUUUUUCUACUAUAUGUUUCUUUCGUUUCUUUCUUUCCUUUAUCUUUUCUGUAUAUGUUUUUUCUUUCUUUCUUUUUCCUUCUUUUUUUACUCUGUAUAUUUCUUUCUUUCUUUCUUUCCUUAUCUUUUUCUACUCUAUAUGUUUCUUUCUUUUUUCUUUCCUUAUCUUUUUCUACUCUGUAUUUUUUUCAUUUCUUUCUUUUAUUUUUUCUUGCUUUUUUUCUUUCUUUCUUUCUUUUUCUUAUCUUUUUCUACUCUGUAUAUUUCUUUUCUUUCUUUUCUUUCCUUAUCUUUUUCUACUCUGUAUGUUUCUUUCUUUCUUUCUUUCCUUAUCUUUUUCUACUCUAUAUGUUUCUUUCGUUCUUUCUUUCCUUAUCUUUUUCUACUCUGUAUAUUUCUUUCUUUCUUUCCUUAUCUUUUUCUACUCUAUAUGUUUCUUUCGUUCUUUCUUUCCUUAUCUUUUUCUACUCUGUAUAUUUCUUUCUUUCUUUCUUUCUUUUUUUUUCCUUUCGUUCUUUUCUUUCCUUAUCUUUUCUACUAUGUUUAUUUCUUUCUUUCUUUUUUCCUUAUCUUUUUUCUACUUUUCUAUAUGUUUCUUUUCUUUCUUUUCUUUUUCUACUCUGUAUCUUUUCUUUCUUCUUUCUUUCCUUAUCUUUUCUACUCUAUAUGUUUCUUUUUUCUUUCUUUCCUUAUCUUUUUCUACUCUGUAUAUUUCUUUCUUUCUUUCUUUCCUUAUCUUUUUUCUACUAUAUGUUUCUUUCGUUCUUUCUUUCCUUAUUUUUUCUACUCUUUUCUUUCUUUCUUUCCUUAUCUUUUUCUACUCUAUAUAUUUCUUUCGUUCUUUCUUUCCUUAUCUUUUUCUAAUCUUAUGUUUCUUUCGUUCUUUCUUUCCUUCUUUUCUACUCUUUAUUUCUUUCUUUCUUUCUUUCCUUAUAUCUUUUCUACUCUUAUGUUUCUUUCUUUCUUUCUUUCCUUAUCUUUUUCUACUCUAUAUGUUUCUUUCUUUCUUUCUUUCUUUAUCUUUUUUUUCUCUGUAUGUAUUUUCUUUCUUUUCUUUUUUAUCUUUUUUCUACUCUGUAUAUUUCUUUCUUUUCUUUCUUUCUUUCGUUCUCUUUUCUUUUCUAUAUGUUUCUUUCUUUCUUUCUUUUCCUUAUCUUUUCUACUAUAUUUUUUUCUUUCUUUCUUUCCUUAUCUUUUUUCUACUCUGUAUAUUUCUUUCUUUUCUUUCUUUCCUUAUCUUUUUCUCUAUAUGUUUUUCUUUUCUUUUCUUUCCUUAUCUUUUUCUACUCUGUAUAUUUCUUUCUUUCUUUCUUUCCUUAUCUUUUUCUACUCUAUAUGUUUCUUUCUUUCUUUCUUUCCUUAUCUUUUUCUACUCUGUAUAUUUCUUUCUUUCUUUCUUUCCUUAUCUUUUUCUACUCUGUAUGUUUCUUUCGUUCUUUCUUUCCUUAUCUUUUUCUACUCUGUAUAUUUCUUUCUUUCUUUCUUUCUUUAUCUUUUUCUACUCUGUAUGUUUCUUUCGUUCUUUCUUUCCUUAUCUUUUUCUACUCUGUAUGUUUCUUUCUUUCUUUCUUUCCUUAUCUUUUUCUACUAUGUUUCUUUCUUUCUUUCUUUCCUUAUCUUUUUCUACUCUGUAUGUUUCUUUCUUUCUUUCUUUCCUUAUCUUUUUCUACUCUGUAUGUUUCUUUCGUUCUUUCUUUCCUUAUCUUUUUCUACUCUGUAUAUUUCUUUCUUUCUUUCUUUCUUUAUCUUUUUCUACUCUGUAUGUUUCUUUCGUUCUUUCUUUCCUUAUCUUUUCUCUCUAUAUUUCUUUCGUUUCUUUCUUUCCUUAUCUUUUUACUCUGUAUAUUUCUUUCUUUCUUUCUUUUCUUUUAUCUUUUUUCUUUCUUUCCUUAUCUUUUUUCUUUCUUUCUUUCUUUCCUUAUCUUUUUUCUACUCUAUGUUUUUUCGUUCUUUCUUUCUUUAUCUUUUUCUACUCUGCAUAUUUCUUUCUUCUUUCUUUCCUUAUCUUUUUCUACUCUAUAUGUUUCUUUCGUUCUUUCUUUCCUUAUCUUUUUCUAUCUUUUUUUCUUUCUUUCUUUCCCUUAUUUUUCUACUCUUUUGUUUCUUUCGUUCUUUCUUUCCCUUUUUUCUACUCUGUAUAUUUUCUUUCAUUCUUUUUUUCCUUAUCUUUUUCUACUCUGUAUGUUUCUUUCGUUCUUUCUUUCCUUAUCUUUUUCUACUCUUAUUUCUUUUUUCUUUCUUUAUCUUUUCUCUAUGUUUCUUUCGUUCUUUCUUUCUUUUAUCUUUUCUUUAUUUCUUUUUUCUUCUUUCCUUAUCUUUUCUUUAUUUUCUUUCUUUCUUUCUUAUCUUUUCUUUUUAUACUCUGUAUAUUUCUUUCUUUCUUUUUCUUUCCUUAUCUUUUUUUCUCUCUAUGUUUCUUUUUCUACUCUGUUCUUUUCUUUCCUUAUCUUUUUCUACUCUGUAUUUCUUUCUUUCGUUCUUUCUUUCUUUAUCUUUUUACUCUAUAUGUUUUCUUUCUUUCUUUUCCUAUCUUUUCUUUUUUCUGUAUGUUUCUUUCUUUUCUUCUUUCUUUUUCCUUAUCUUUUUCUUUCUCUAUAUUUUCUUUCUUUCUUUCUUUCCUUUUCUUUUUCUACUCUUUAUUUCUUUUUCUUUUUUCUUUCUUUAUCUUUUUCUACUCUGUAUAUUUUCUUUCGUUCUUUCUUUCCUUAUCUUUUUCUACUCUGUAUAUUUCUUUCUUUCUUUUCUUUCCUUAUCUUUUCUACUCUAUAUUUUCUUUCUUUCUUUCUUUCCUGUAUCUUUUCUUUCUGUAUUUUCUUUCUUCUUUCUUUAUCUUUUUUUCUUAUCUCUAUAUGUUUCUUUCUUUCUUUCUUUCCUUAUCUUUUUCUACUCUGUAUGUUUCUUUCUUUCUUUCUUUCCUUAUCUUUUUCUACUCUAUAUGUUUCUUUCGUUCUUUCUUUCCUUAUCUUUUUCUACUCUGUAUGUUUCUUUCGUUCUUUCUUUCUUUAUCUUUUUCUACUCUGUAUGUUUCUUUCGUUCUUUCUUUCCUACUCUAUAUUUUUUUUCUUUCUUUCCUUAUCUUUUUCUACUCUAUGUUCUUUCUUUUUCUUUUCUUUUUCUUUUUCUUUUCAUCUGUUUUUUCUUUCUUUCUUUCUUUUUUCUUAUCUUUUCUACUCUGUAUGUUUCUUUCGUUUUUUCUUUCCUUUCUUUAUCUUUUUUCUUUCUUAUCUUUUUUCUACUCUAUAUUUCUUUUCUUCUUUCUUUCCUUAUCUUUUUCUACUCUGUAUUUCUUUCUUUUUUCUUUCUUUCUUUUUUCUUAUCUUUUUUCUUUCUUUUCUCUUUUUUUUCUACUCUGUAUGUUUCUUUCGUUCUUUCUUUUUCUUUAUCUUUUUUCUACUGUUAUUUUCUUUUUUCUUUCUUUCUUUCUUUAUCUUUUUUCUUUUUUCUUUCUUUAUGUUUUUAUUUUCGUUCUUUCUUUCCUUAUCUUUUUUCUACUCUGUAUGUUUCUUUCUUUCUUUCUUUCCUUUCUUUUCUACUCUGUAUGUUUCUUUUUUCUUUUUUUCCUGUUUUUCUACUCUAUAUUUCUUUCUUUCUUUCUUCUUUCUUUAUCUUUUCUACUCUGUAUGUUUCUUUCGUUCUUUCUUUCUUUUUUUUUCCUUAUCUUUUUCUUUCUUUUCUUUUUUUUUUUUUUACUCUGUAUGUUUCUUUCAUUCUUUCUUUCCUUAUCUUUUCUACUCUGUAUAUUUCUUUCUUUCAUUCUUUCUUUCUUUAUCUUUUCUACUCUAUAUUUCUUUUUUCUUUCUUUCCUUAUCUUUUUCUUUUCUAUUUUUCUUUCGUUCUUUUUUCCUUUCUUUCUUUUUCUGUAUAUUUUUCUUUCUUCUUUCUUUCCUUAUCUUUUUUUCUCUGUAUGUUUCUUUCUUUCUCUUUCUUUUCCUUUCUUUUUUCUUUCUCUAUUUUUUCUUUUUCUUUCUUUUUCCUUAUCUUUUUUCUACUCUAUAUGUUUUCUUUCUUUCUUUCCUUAUCUUUUUCUACUCUGUAUUUUCUUUUCUUUCUUUCUUUCCUUAUCUUUUUCUACUCUGUUUUUUCUUUCUUUCUUUCUUUCUUUAUAUUUCUUUUUCUUUUUUCCUUAUCUUUUCUGUAUAUUUCUUUCUUUCUUUCUUUCCCUUAUCUUUUUUCUACUCUGUAUAUUUUCUUUUUCUUUCUUUUUCUUAUCUUUUCUACUCUGUAUGUUUCUUUCUUUCUUUCUUUCCUUGUCUUUUUCUACUCUAUAUGUUUCUUUCGUUUCUUUCUUUCGUAUCUUUUCUACUCUGUAUAUUUCUUUUCUUUCUUUCUUAUCUUUUUCUUUGUAUAUUUCUUUCGUUUCUUUCUUUUUCUUUAUUUUUUUUCUCUUAUCUUUUUUUCUACUCCUUGUAUAUUUCUUCUUUCUUUCCUUUUUUUUUUCUUUUUAUUUCUUUUCUUUCUUUUUUUCUACUCUGUAUUUUCUUUCGUUCUUUCUUUCCUUAUCUUUUCUUUCUGUAUAUAUUUCUUUCUUUCUUUUCUUUCCUUAUCUUUUUUUCUUAUAUUUUCUUUCUUUUUUCUUUCUUUCCUUAUCUUUUUUCUACUCUAUUUCUUUCGUUUCUUUCUUUCUUUUUUUCUACUCUGUAUAUUUCUUUCUUUCUUUCUUUCCUUAUCUUUUUCUACUCUAUAUAUUUCUUUCGUUCUUUCUUUCCUUAUCUUUUUACUACUCUUUAUGUUUCUUUAA